CCAGUAUAUAUUGUGGUCCUUAUUUCCCUCAAACAGAAACCUGUAAGUCAAUAUUUUCUAUGGCCUGGACAAACAACAACUCAGGCCAUAUUCACAGUACAAAAUCUCCUCUUUGGCACUUGUCAUUUUACUGGGGCAGAGACACUGUUUUUCUCUUCCCGUGUUGGCCUGGAAAUAGCCGAGGAAUGUACGCGUUGGGUUUGAUCUUUGUCUUUGUUUUGGCUAUUCUUGUUGAGUUCUUCGCAAAUCUUAAGUUGGUAAAACCUGGAUCAAACCGGGCUGCAGCGGUUUUCUUCCAGGCCGGGGUCCAAGCAAUUCGAGCCGGUUUUGCUUAUUUGGUAAUGCUGGCUGUUAUGUCCUAUAAUGGAGGAGUUUUCAUUGCAGCCAUUUUGGGCCAUGCAGUUGGUUACGUGAUUUUUGGAAGUCCCAUUUUCAAAAAGGAUAUGGACAGAUAAUUGUGUAAUUUUUGGAACGAAAGUAAUUAUUUAACUUAUUAAGCAUUGUUUUUACCAAAAACAAGAUAAAGAAAGAAUGAUGGAUCAACAUACAGAUUAAUGUUUGUUCUGUUUUUAUUUUCCAGUUUUUUUGAUUGGUUUAUGGCUAUUUGAGAGAAAUUUGAAGCUUGCAUAUCGAAUAAAUGUUUAUGUGCCAAAUAUAUGAAUAAAAGUUGCAAUUUUGUA
Molecule: messenger RNA, 680 nt
Organism: Nicotiana tabacum (common tobacco)
Lineage: Eukaryota; Viridiplantae; Streptophyta; Magnoliopsida; Solanales; Solanaceae
Source: RefSeq, a predicted model, not a curated record